AUGGUAUUCGGAAGUUUGGUGGGUAACUUUGAUACUGUCCAACAAGCGUUGGCAUACCAGGCUACUAUCGGUCACAUUAUACGCUCCGCCCGUCCUCCGACAAGUCGCCGGCCCGACGGAAGCCUGGAUGUCCAAGAGUCGUGGAGAGAGUGGAUUGAAAUUGAAACGGCUAAACGAACAAAUUUCGUGGUCUAUUGUUUCUUCAACACCUUGACUAUUGCUUAUAAUGUUCCGCCUUGCUUGGUCAAUUCCGAGGUUGACAUGGAGCUACCCUGCGGAACAGCUGAGUGGCUCGCAGGAGAUACACAUGUCUGGAACGAGCACAGGAAACGAGGGCCUCCCUCACCCUCGUUCUCAGAGGCAUUCCACUGCCUCGUUUCUCCGUCAAAAGCACAAGCCCUACCCUGCAGCAGCUUCGGGAGGUAUGUCCUGCUGAGCGCAGUCCUGCAGAAUAUAUGGCAUCUUCGACAGGCGUGCAUCGGCCAGGAAGAAUCCGCAGGGUUGUCACGUAUUGCAUACUCGCUGCAGAAGUGGCAAGCCAUGGGUGACUCUGGCAUUGCAUCAUCGACGUCUCUACGCAGCACGGAUGACCCCAUGUUGUUCAUUUCAGCUGCAAUGUUGCCCGUCGCGUAUAUAGGACUCUGCGUAAGCUCCGCGCUCUCCAGAGCCGCGGUACGGACUCAAGACCCGGGAACCAUUGCAAAUGCGAUCGCCACACGGUUCAACGAUGUUGAGAGGUCCAAGGCGUCGACAACAGCGGCACUUCAUGCGACUCGCUUGCUGAACACCUUCGUCAGGAUUGGAAUCAACCUGAUAGGGCGGACGACCCCUUUGGUGUGGAGUGUUCAAUUACACCUCCAUUCAUUCGAAUGCUGCAUAUUUCUCAGCAAGUGGCUCGAGGCACUCUAUCAAGCCUCGGCUAAAAGCCACUGGAACCCCGAAGAAAAAAGUAUCGAAGCAAUGGUUCUGGAGACGUUGGCCGAGGUAAAGUUGCCGGCCAAUUUGGCUGCUCGUCCGAUUUAUGCUCGAAUCAUUUAUGCUUGGGCCCUGAUGUUUGACGGACCUGUCCUGUGGGGCAUCGUUCCAGUACUGGGUAAGGCACUGCGACUGUACGUGGAUGAUUUAGAACGCAGGAAACGAUAA
This is a messenger RNA of Exophiala aquamarina CBS 119918, 1143 nucleotides long. RefSeq lists its product as uncharacterized. Lineage: Eukaryota; Fungi; Ascomycota; Eurotiomycetes; Chaetothyriales; Herpotrichiellaceae. Gene Ontology annotation, cellular component: chromatin. Gene Ontology annotation, biological process: regulation of transcription by RNA polymerase II; DNA-templated transcription. Gene Ontology annotation, molecular function: zinc ion binding; DNA-binding transcription factor activity, RNA polymerase II-specific; RNA polymerase II cis-regulatory region sequence-specific DNA binding. The coding region runs from base 1 to 1143 and encodes 380 amino acids. The transcript is spliced from 4 exons. The record is from RefSeq and is a predicted model, not a curated record.